GCACUCGACGCCGCAAAGGCUUCUCUCUCUCUCUCUCUUCCCUCUGCUCGAGGGGUGUGCGACCACAAGUUCGCGCGGGUUCAACUGCUGACCUAGCCGCCAGCGGCGGCGAUGGAUGGGUUUUUGUUAUCGCCGCCAGCGGCGGCUACCGCCAUGCACAAGCCAGCGUUAUCCAGUGGAGGUAGGAGAUUAGAUGUGUCGAGGACCGAUAAGCGGUCGGUACGCGGCUACGAAGGCGCUAGGGUCGAGUGGAGGGGAGCAGGAGUAGGAGCAGCUGGGGGUGUAGGACGAGGAGAUCGAAGGAGUAUGAAGAUAAAAUCUAUGGCAGGCCUCCACCUUUUCUCAACGUGGCAAGACUGGCGGGCAACCUCUCUUUCGGGCUGCCCGCACUCAAGAUCGUCUUUCCUCUUGUCUAGAGGAGGAUCCCGUCGUUCGUCCAGCAGAAGCAGCAGCCUCCACCACAACUCUCCUAUCGUCGUUGACGAGAUAGGCGGUGAGUAUCAGGAGAGUUUUGAUGACGUGGACAAGCAUUUGAUCGACUAUUUCACAUACAAAGCCGUUAAGACGGUUCUGGCUCAACUCUACGAGAUGAAUCCUCAACAGUACGCGUGGUUUUAUAACUUUGUGGUCUCUCAUAAACCACAAGAUAGUAAAACUUUCCUUAGAGUCCUCGUGUCAGACAGGCAAGAAUUAGGAGAGCGAGUCAUGGUCACCAGGCUCCAUCUCUUUAGAAGAUGGGCGAAGAAGUACAGUCACGCCGAAGUCAAUGAUGCCAUUGCCAACCAGAACCUGGAGCUCUUGCGUGAACGACUUAUGCAGAUCGUAAAGCUAACACCUGAUGGUGAUGAUCCUAGGGAACGGCCGCUAAAGCAAUGAUGGCACAUUUUCUCUUCCUCCUUCCCCUGCUCUCCUUCGUUCUCGUUUUUUUGACCUUCUUCUCUUCCGCCCUGACCGCCUCAUGCUAUCAUUGACAUCCUAUCCUCUCUCAUGCACUCGCUCUCUAUCGCUGUCGCUCUCUCCCUCUUUACCUCCCUCGUCUUUUUCUAUCUUAUUCUAACUUUCUGUAAAGGUAAGGCCUCUCGGCCUUCCUCCUGUCGCCUAUUCUCCUUUCCUUCUCGUUUACCUUUCUGCCCUCCUCUCCAUCUUUUUCUGCCUUCUUUAGGCUGCGGCUCUCUUUUAUUACGGCUUCCUGCUAUCCUCUUUUUCUGUGCCUGCUUGCCUGCCUGCGCUCUCCUUUUCUGUCUGAGUCGCUCUUACUUAUUUCUUUAGCCCCAAGUCUUCAACCCUUCACUAAUCCUCCAGUUCAGGGACGAAGUACUGGCAGAUUCCCCAGAUCUCCUUCUUACUGUACCCCGAGCUCGCCGACUAGCGCAGCAAUUUCAUAUUACUCUCUCUCGUUUCUUCACAUUGCGCUGGGUCUUCGAUGACUUCCGAAGACCGUCUGGGCGGAACUCAGCCCUCUUUGUCGUUUUCCCUCGUAUCUUUCGGUGUUUCCCUCUCCUGCUCUUUCGCGGCGCGCUUCUCCCCUCUCCUCUCCCCUUCUUGAGUCACCCCUCUGUGAACCUACUAGCGCUUUCUCCUCGUUUCACCUGAAUCGCGGUCUAUUCGACAUGUAGAUUUGCUCUACUUCCCUCCGGCCCCUCAUCUUUUGACAUCCGUGAUUUUUCUGACUACCCACCAUCCCUGUUCUCGCUGCACUCCCGUCGACGCCUAUCUCACGCGAUCGAUCUUAGAUCAAGCAGGCUCUCUUUUAGUCGUCUUUAGCCCCUCCCCUUUUCGGCACCCUAUCACAGGUCCCUGCAGGUGCGCAUGUCGUUACAGAUUGUCCCCGUUCUUGGUCGCACUCUACAUCUCAUUCCCUUCAGCUUUGAAUCUUGUUCCAGACCAUUCCUCCCACUCUUGAGCCUUGCUUUUUGUGUAAUAUCGCAGGCACACACAUCGCGAGGAAAGACGCGCACAAAACAUACACAGCACCACAUGCAGACCCUCUCCAAGCUGGACAGCUCACACCCGUAGUCGGGGAAUCUGCGCUGCGUUGGCGGCUUUUUUCUUCCGCCUCCCUUUUCCGUCUCUAUUUGUACUAUUCUAUUAUUAUUAUGACGGCUACGUUCUAAAUUGCACAGGCUUAGGAGUAGUGGUAGGUCGUGAAAGGGAAAAUAUAUGUUCAAUGCCAUGGCAGAACGCCAGUAAAAAUAUGUGAGGUGGGAGAAAAUAUAUAUAGCUGUCCCCCGAUGAGGAGAAGACAAAAAAAAAAAUUGCAUGGGACAGGCUGCCUAUUUCUCCUGAACCUGAUGCCGGGUCAUCUCAGUUGCUGGCCGUGGAUGAGAGCGCAAACAGGGAUUAUUGAAGAAGAAGUCCGGAGAGUAAGACGGUAAAAUAUGAGAUUGAUCCAUAAAUAUAGUAGGUUGUAUGGAUAGAUAUGUACACAGAACGGGAAACGUACGUGCGUGCGUGCGUGUGUGUGUGUGUGUGUGUGUGUGUGAGAGAGAGAUAGAGGGAGAGAGAGAGAGAGAGAGAGAGAGAGAGAGAGAGAGAGAGAGAGAGAGAAACGCAAUCUAGCUGCCUCUCCCGAUUAAAAUCUACGGGGCGAUAGUCCAGCCAGAUUAUCCUUUUCAAUUCUGUGUACAGGUUCUUUCGUCAUCAUGUCAGUUCGGGGCGGGAUUGCAUUGGAAGCUAAUCAUUCGACACUGCGCACAAGACAUCGGCCUCGGGAGACGAAAGAUUCGCAGUGUGUGUGCCCUCGACGGCCUCGAAAACAGGUGCAA
Messenger RNA from Chara braunii, 2765 nucleotides. NCBI's taxonomy places the organism in Eukaryota, Viridiplantae, Streptophyta, Charophyceae, Charales, Characeae. The record is from the annotation of a GenBank genome assembly.